This is a messenger RNA of Gigantopelta aegis, 1808 nucleotides long. Its product is annotated as peroxisomal sarcosine oxidase-like. The record is from RefSeq and is a predicted model, not a curated record. NCBI's taxonomy places the organism in Eukaryota, Metazoa, Mollusca, Gastropoda, Neomphalida, Peltospiridae. The coding region runs from base 44 to 1198 and encodes 384 amino acids. The transcript is spliced from 8 exons. Gene Ontology annotation, cellular component: peroxisome. Gene Ontology annotation, molecular function: sarcosine oxidase activity; L-pipecolate oxidase activity; flavin adenine dinucleotide binding.
CGGUUGGUCUGAACAACGACAACAACAGUAGACAACGACGACGAUGGAUGAUGACGUGUACGACGCGAUCGUUGUCGGUGCCGGCGUCGAGGGAUCGGCAACAGCCUACCACCUUGCUAAACAACAUCAGCGUACACUGCUCAUAGAACAGUUUCCACUGCCCCACUCCCGGGGCAGCUCACAUGGUCAGACCCGCGUUACAAGAAAGGCUUACGAGGAUGAUUUCUACACCGCCAUGAUGGCUGAUGCCUACCAGAUGAUGUUCCAGCUGGAGAAAGAGGCCGGAGUCAAGCUAUAUAGGAAAACUGGAUGUUUGUAUAUCGGUCUUUCGGACAGCGGCAAUCUAAAAAAGGUUGAGUCAUCGUUACAAAAGCACGGAUGUGUUCAUGAGAAAAUAUCCGCGUCCGAAAUGAAGGCACGCUUUCCUGGCUUCGCCGUUUCAGCUGAUAUGUGUGCCAUACUCGACUCUGAAGGAGGCAUUUUAAGAGCCGAUAAAAUGAUUUCUGCAUUUCAGACCAUGUUUAUAAGAUUCGGCGGUCAACUACACGAUGGAGAGCCAGUGGAGUCCAUCCAGCCCGGCAACAUCGUGACCGUGAAGACCUCCAAGGGUUUGUACAAAACUAGGAAUGUGGCCAUAGCAGCUGGCCCAUGGGCGUCGAAACUACUCACACCUCUUGGCCUCAGUCUUCCACUGAAGUGUAAGAAAAUACUCGUCAUGUACUGGAAGGAGAAAACUCGUGGGUCCUAUUCUGUAGAUGAAAACUGUCCAGUCUUUAGCUAUACACCGAGACAUGCCACUGCUGUCAUAUAUGGUCUUCCAAGCGACGAGUACCCCGGGCUUGUUAAAGUGUGUCUGCACCAUGGUCCUGAGAUUGACCCUGACCUCCGGGAUGAGGUUGACGUCACGUGGGUGGAGGAUACAGUAAGAGAGUACGUGACGAAACACAUGCCCGGACUAGAACCUGUGCCGUCUGUGGUAGAGAGUUGUAUCUACACGAACACACCAGACUCUCACUUUAUUCUUGAUCGACAUCCAAGGUGGAGUAACAUAUUGAUAGCUGUUGGAUUUUCAGGGUCUGGCUUCAAGAUCUCACCAGUUGUGGGCAAGGCAGUCUGUGAGCUCAUUAUGAAGACGACACCAUCUUAUGAUUUGAGUUACUUCAGGAUCAACCGAUUUGCACCCGCUUCCAGAAUGUAGACAGCAAACGUACAGUUCCAUAUCAUAUCUCCGUAUAAUGGCAUUAAUUAUUAGUAGAUAUCUUUGAAGAGUAGGAGAGAAACAUGAUAAUAUCCUUUGAUGACAUUGACGAGAUGGCAGAACAAUAACGUUCAUAUCUGUAUGCUCGCGAUGUUUGUGUCAAUAUAGUGAUGUUAUUCUGGAAGUUGGUUACGGCUCACAGAGAAGAGUGGAUCGGAACGCCUCUAUUCUUUUAAUGCUUGGUUGCUUUGUUAAAAUUUUAAUUUUUAUACGUGUUAUUUUUGAUAGAAUGUGUUUUUGCGUGACCCACACACAGGAAAUGGUUCUUAAAAGGUCCUAGCAAACGAGAAUAGAGACACUUUACUAAAAAGAAAUGACCAAAGAUCAUUCCUCAAAUGUUUUUUGUUUACAAUUAAUUGCACCAAAUCACAGUGUUAGGAUAUUCAGAAUUCAUGCUUGUAAAACGUUCAAAGUCCAGAUUUUAGUCUGCAGUGUUGCAUGCACUUUCUAUUUUGUUUCUAUAUUAAGACCGGACUUUAAAAUGAUUAGAAGCACAGAGCUAGAACCUCAAAAGCUUGUCCUUUAAGUCGUUAAUAAAUCUACAACAUGG